This is a messenger RNA of Triticum aestivum (bread wheat), 600 nucleotides long. RefSeq lists its product as uncharacterized. Bases 89 to 322 code for a protein of 77 amino acids. The transcript is spliced from 2 exons. Lineage: Eukaryota; Viridiplantae; Streptophyta; Magnoliopsida; Poales; Poaceae. The record is from RefSeq and is a predicted model, not a curated record.
AAAAAAGGUGGGUUCUCUCAAGAAAAAAAGUAACUGGAGGUGGGAGGCCGGAGACGGAGAGGGGAAAGAGAGCGACAGAAGGGCGACCAUGGCGGCGGUGGAUCUGUCGAAGCUGGUCAAGGAGAAGCGGUUCUGGGCAGCCUCCUUCCUCAUCGCGUGGGCGGCCGCGCUGCAGGGGCACAUGAUGUGGUUGAAGCGGCAGGACGCCUUCAAGGACAAGUUCGGCGACCCCGAAGCCCCCAACAAGGUCACAGAGCAGGGGCACCAGCAGCCGCCGGCCGGCGAGCAGGGGGAGCUCACCGCCGACGCCGAGAUCAGAUAGGUAUCUGGGUAGAUGGAUGAGUAGGAGAUCCCUCUUUUAUUUUGCCCUUUUUACCUUGACCGGUCGAUCACCAGGGGCGCGUCUAUCUCUGUGUAAUUAGUACUAGUUCUUGCAGUGCAAGCUUGCUCACAUAAAUAAUGUUGGGAGUUGUUAUAAUACCUGCUGUCUCUCUGAAGGUAGGAAAUUGCUGCUGUUCAUCACGGCUAAUUAGAGCAUCUCUUAAUCUUGUGAACAUCAAAUUAUCAUCAUCCCAAAGCUGCUCUGCUUUAGCCUCCUCA